AUGCUUUUAUGGUUAGAGGAAAAAGAAAUUCCAGUAGAUCCGAAUCUUACUAAGCCAGAACUUUACCAAGUUAUAAAAGAAUAUAAAAGUAAACAUCGCGUGUAUAAAUUAGAUUUAUUAAUGGCACAACACGGUCACCAAGUGUUAAGACUACCACCAUAUCACCCAGAACUGAAUCCCAUUGAGAAGAUAUGGGCAAAUGUAAAAAACUGGGUUGCUGGGCAAAAUACUACUUUUAAAUUAAAAGAUGUUGAAACUUUGGCAAGAAAACGUUUUGCAGAAAUUACGCCAGAUAAUUGGGCGGCUAUUUGUAGUCAUGUGGCAAAGACCGAAGAUGACUAUAUAAUUAGAGAGAGAAUGUUGGAUGAGGCUUUAGAAGAAUUUGAAUUUAUGGUUAACACAGGGUCCUCUGAUGAAAGUUUUGGGGAAACUUCCGAUGAAGAAGACUUUUAUACAUAUUCCCAGCAACCUUCUACAUCAAAAACACAUACCGAUGAUUUGGGUGUGACACCUUUAGAUGAUGAUGAGUACAACUGA
Zophobas morio is the source of this 537-nucleotide messenger RNA. RefSeq lists its product as uncharacterized. Bases 1 to 537 code for a protein of 178 amino acids. Lineage: Eukaryota; Metazoa; Arthropoda; Insecta; Coleoptera; Tenebrionidae. Gene Ontology annotation, molecular function: nucleic acid binding. The transcript has a single exon. The record is from RefSeq and is a predicted model, not a curated record.